Messenger RNA from Trametes versicolor FP-101664 SS1, 480 nucleotides. RefSeq lists its product as uncharacterized. The record is from RefSeq and is a predicted model, not a curated record. NCBI's taxonomy places the organism in Eukaryota, Fungi, Basidiomycota, Agaricomycetes, Polyporales, Polyporaceae. Bases 1 to 480 code for a protein of 159 amino acids. The transcript has a single exon.
AUGAGGCUGACUCGCAAGGCCCUGAGCCCUCCGACCACCGACGAGCAAGUACUACCUAAAGUGGAUCCCGGCGACGAGCUCAGGCUCGAUCGCGACGUUCUCGCCUAUAUCAACCCACCUUCCCCCUCCUCGCUUUCCUUACCUACCUUUCCCCCACACCACACCCACCGCACUCCCCACCCCCCACUUUCCACCCCGUUCACUAUGUUCUCUUCUUUCACUCUGUUCUCCGCCAAGUCCUCUGCGCGCCGGUCGCCCAUUGUGACGAAGCUCGACAAGUCCUCGAUUUCUUUCCCUCGCCCCUAUGACUGGCCCGAGUUCGUCCCUGCUACGCCCGUGCCCCAGCCCGCCCUGCCCCGUGUGGAGAUCGACUAUGCCCCCGCCUUCGGUUACCAGUCCCUGGGGUGCAAGCUUCUUUCUCUCGAGGACGCGCAGGGGCAUGUGGAGAUUGUUCAGCGUUCGAUCCGUCCCCGUGUUUGA